AUGGAAAAUAUAAUGGUUAAGGGACGUCUUCUUGGCAUGGGAAAUUUCGCCCAUGUGCACUUGGCAUACUGCAGGCCCUUUGGCGGCCAAUUUGCUGUGAAAUCUGUAAAUUCUUCUCUUUCUUCUUCACUUCUAAUGGAGGAAACGAUUCUUCGACGCCUUCGAUGCUCCCCAGAUGUUGUUUACUGCUUUGGAGGUUACUCUACCCAGGAAGCUAAUGGCGAUUCGGCCUACAAUCUAGUUCUUGAGUAUGCAGCCGGAGGAAGUCUUGGGCGUUUGAUGUUUAGCAGGACGAGUGGAUCGCCGGAGAGUGAAGUUCAGUGGUAUACAAGAAUGAUUGUUAGGGGUCUCCAUGCUGUCCACCGGGAAGGGUUCGUCCACUGUGAUCUGAAGCUCAGUAAUAUGCUUCUCUUCCCUACUGAAGAUGGUAGGUGGAGGGUUAAGAUCGCUGAUUUUGGACUGUCUAAAAGGUUUGGAAGGGAGGAGUUCUGCCGGCCGCUCACGUUUCGGGGCACUGCAAAUUACAUGUCGCCGGAAUCUAUUGUGUACAGUGAAAACGAGGCGCCUCUGGAUAUAUGGUGUCUUGGGUGCAUGGUGAUCGAGAUGUUUACUGGUAAACCAACUUGGGAGAAUUGCAAGGACGAGAAUGACUUGAUUCUUCAUAUAGUGUUUUGGAGACAAGUUCCUCUGAUACCUGAAAAUAUAUCAGAAGAGGCUAAGGAUUUUUUGAAGAAGUGUCUGGCAAGGGAUCCGUCCCAAAGAUGGACUGCUGAAAUGCUGUUGACUCAUCCGUUUAUUGACUCAGUUCUGCUGCCUUUAUAG
Molecule: messenger RNA, 822 nt
Organism: Vitis vinifera (wine grape)
Lineage: Eukaryota; Viridiplantae; Streptophyta; Magnoliopsida; Vitales; Vitaceae
Product: mitogen-activated protein kinase kinase kinase 20-like
Exons: 1
Coding region: 1-822 (273 amino acids)
Biological process (GO): protein phosphorylation
Molecular function (GO): protein kinase activity; ATP binding
Source: RefSeq, a predicted model, not a curated record